Nerophis lumbriciformis (worm pipefish) is the source of this 9447-nucleotide messenger RNA. RefSeq names its product RAN binding protein 2 (gene ranbp2). Gene Ontology annotation, cellular component: nuclear pore; cytoplasm. Lineage: Eukaryota; Metazoa; Chordata; Actinopteri; Syngnathiformes; Syngnathidae. Gene Ontology annotation, biological process: protein peptidyl-prolyl isomerization; NLS-bearing protein import into nucleus. The record is from RefSeq and is a predicted model, not a curated record. Gene Ontology annotation, molecular function: peptidyl-prolyl cis-trans isomerase activity; protein binding; GTPase activator activity.
ACCACCCCUGCCAUUUGACGUAGAUACCGAGCGAGACUGCGCAAUAUUUAUCAUGCGCUGUUAAGUCGACCUCCUCUUUUGAUGUCCAGGCAACACUCGUGUUCCCUGCCACCUUUAAUUCGGCAGACAUGCGUCGAAGUAAGACUGAAGUUGACCGCUACGUCGCCUCCGUGCAGACUUCCUCGCCUUCACUCAAAGAGAAACCGGUCAAAGGAUUUUUAUUUGCUAAACUCUAUUUCGAAGCAAAGGAGUAUGAACUUGCAAAGAGACAUGUGUCGGAGUAUCUCAAAGUCCAGGAGAGGGAUCCCAAAGCGCACAAGUUCCUUGGACAGCUCUACGAGAGAGACGGAGACGUCAACAAAGCAGUAGGAUGUUACAAGCGUUCUGUGGACUUGAACCCCGCCCAGCGAGACCUGGUGCUCAAGGUGGCAGAGUUGCUGGUCAGCAAAGAGGAAAAUGACAGCAAAGCGGAGUUCUGGGUGGAGAAAGCUGCAAAGUUGCUCCCAGGGAACCCAGCAGUCUUCAACCUGAAGGAGCGGCUGUUGAGUCGCCAAGGUCAGCAGGGUUGGAACCGACUGUUUGACCUCCUUCAGGCAGAGCUGGCGGCCCGACCGGGAGAAGCGCACGUCAACAUCAAGCUGGUCCAGCUGUUCAGUCAGGACGGGCAGCUAGAGGAGGCGGUUAAACACUGUCUGGCCACUGAAAAACGGGGCUUGCUGCGCCACAGUCUGGACUGGUACACUGUGGUGGUGCGCACACUUCAGGACUAUCUGGCCCAGCCAAGCAUCUCCAACAAUGAGAAGAUGUGUCGUCGUCUCCAGAGAGAGCUGCUUUUGGCUCACUGCAACCUUGUGAGAAUCACACUGUCUGGAAGCGAUGUGCAAUCUUGCCUCGAUGCUCUCAGGUGUUUUGACCAGACCAUGCAGAAACUGAGCAGUGUUGCAGGCCACCACACAGACGAGCUUAGUGAGGCGUUUGUGGAGAUGCGGGGUCACCUGUACUUGCACGCUGCCACACUGCUAUUGAAGCUGGCUCAGGAUCGUCAACAGACAUGGCGGGCUGUCAUCGACCUCUCAGCGCUAUGCUACCUGCUGGCCCUGCAGGUUUCCAGACCGAAGCCAAAGGGGACUAAAAGAGAUCAGGCAGCCCCGCAGUUUUUGGAGCUUCUUGCAAGCGACAGGCAGAGCCAGGCUGGCCACAUGCUGCUGAACCUCAGUACUGAUUCAUCCAACUUGAUCAGAGAGGUGGUGGAAGCCUUUGGGAACCGUAGUGGUCGAGACUCUCUAGUUGAACUCCUGUUUGGACGACAGAGCCCUACUGGAUCUUUCAUUGCAAAUGAUGACUUCCAUUCUGUUAGUGCACAAGCUCCAGAAAUCUCUCAACUGGCCAAGUGGGAUGCAGGUGCCAUCUUGUUGCAUUGCGGCGACUUGCAACAUCUAAGCUGGUUAGGUCUUCAGUGGACUCUUUUGGCCCAAAGACCAGCCUUGCGGGCCUGGCUACAGCAGCUUUUUCCAAGACUGACCCUCGAAACCUCCAAGCUCGACACAAAUGCACCGGAGUCAAUCUGUCUUCUGGAUUUGGAGGUGUUUAUACACGGUGUGGUUUUCUGUAGCCACUGUCAGCUGCAGGAGACGGCAAAGAUGAACAGUGGAAUAAACCUGCAGCAACAGGCUCUUUAUGAACCUCGCUGCCUCCCACUUCCUCUUCUUCGCCUCUUGACCACAGAAAGACAGCGGGAGUGGUGGGAUGCCAUUUACAGCCUCAUUCACAAACGAGCUGCUCCUGGCAUGUCAGCUAAAUUGCGAAUGGUGGUACAACAUGGGCUGAGUGCAUUGAGAGCGGGAGAGAAACAUGGGCUGCACCCAGCACUGGCUAUCUACUGGGCUCAGUGCCUUAGCCAGACGGGCGAUGGUGUGAACUCAUACUACGACCAGAAGGAGUACAUCAGCCGCAGUGUCCACUACUGGAAAGUGGUCCUUCCAAUGCUGGACAAGAUCAAAAAAAGGCGCAGUAUACCAGAACCCCUCGAUCCUCUCUUCAUGCAUUUUCCAUCCAAAGAUAUUCAGGUCUCCUCUGUGAAGGGCUGUCAAGAGGAAGCCAACGUUGCAUAUGCAACUCUCCUUGACAUCGAAGGCAAGACAGAGGAGGCCAUCGCAACUUUGGAGUCAGUCAACAACAUGGCAUCUGUCUGGCAUUUGGCUCAGAUAUACCAACGGUUGUCUGAGGAGGCCAGUAAUGGAGUUGAGGAGACCCAGGACAGGUGCAUCGCCUUUCUAAAGAAAUUCAGGCUCUACCUCUCAAAGAUAUACAAUGCCAAUGCGGAUGAAGUUGAAAAACUUCCAGUGUCCAUGGAGGAAGUUGUGGACCUCCUUAAUGAUGUGAACCAGCAACUCGCAGACAAUGGUGGGGAUGAAGACGAGGAAAAGAAUGGUAGUCAUAGUGGACUACCCCAUUCAAGUCCUGCUCAUCCCACAGACACAAGAGGCACCAUAUCCCAUAUUAUGUUUUCCACUCCGUCCCCAAACAAAAGCAUAGUCUCUCCUUCCAAAAGACACCUGAUUUCUCCAAAGACACCACCUCACUGGGUGGAGGACCAGAAAAGUCUCCUCCAAAUGCUGUGUCAGCAAGUUGAAGCCCUUAAGAAUGAAGUUCAUGACCUGAGGCAUAACUCUUCAGGAAAUGUGGGCUCGCCUCAUCAUAAAAGAUAUGGUGAGAGUUAUGGUGCUGAAGGACUACAGGAAUCUUUCACACCUGUGCAACCCUUCCAUGGGGCCCCCUUAACAGUUGCCACUACAGCUCCUUCCGCGUACUACAAUCAGUCUCCAGCCUACAACUCACAGUACCUCCUACGCACAGCAGCAAAUGUAACCCCCACAAAGGGCCCAAUGUUCAAUAUGAACCGUAUGCCACCUCAACAGCACAUGUAUGCCUAUCAGCCACCAACCCAUACUCCUCCAAUGCAAACUGCUCCAGCCUGCAUAUACCCUCCUCAAGAACAGGCCUUUGGUGCGCCACUUCGAUUUGAAUCACCAGCAACAAGCCUUCUGUCGCCAUAUAGUGAAGAAUAUUAUGGGCAGAAUGUAACUCAACAAACCACCAACCCUCCUCUGCCCGAACCUGGUUAUUUCACCAAACCAUCUGUCGUCCCGCCUCAGCCACAAAAAAGCUUUGAGGGGAAAUCUGUGGAGUUUGGAAAGCUCUCGUUCAGCCAGCAGACACCUGCUGAAGGACACAAAGUACCUAGUUUCGGAACAAGCACAGUUUCUCAACCCACAGCUUCCUUUAAAUUUAAUUCCAACUUUAAAUCCAAAGAUGGCGAUUUCACUUUCCCAACAUCCCAAGCUAAGCACAGUGAAAGUUUACUCGGUCUUCUCACGUCUGACAUCCCUACUAAGACUGAUAAUUUGCCAGAAAAGCCUCCUACUGUUCAAGAGCUGACCUCAAACCAAGCAAGUAUCUUCACUUUUGGCAAUAAAAAAUUGUCUGGCUUCUCAUUUGCUGAUGCAGUACAAAACAGUCCUGGAGGUCUGUUUGGAAAAGUGGAGCAGCCAUUUAAAUUUGGAGAUGUUGCCAAGCCAGUAUUUGGUGAUGCCAAGUCUGUAGCCGAAGAAGAAAGUGCAGCAAAUAGUGACAAUGACAGCACUCAUGCUGAGGAGGAGGACGACGAGGAAGAGGAUGAUGAUGGUCCUCACUUUGAACCCAUUGUACCCCUUCCUGAUAAAGUCGAUGUGAAAACGGGUGAGGAAGACGAGGAGGAGUUAUUUUGCAACAGAGCAAAGCUCUAUCGAUUUGACACGACGACAAAAGAAUGGAAGGAACGCGGCGUCGGCAACGUUAAAAUCUUGCAACAUAGCAUUACGAAGAAGGUUCGACUCUUAAUGAGACGGGAGCAGAUCUUCAAGAUAUGUGCAAAUCACUACAUCACCACUGACAUGUUACUGAAACCUAAUGCUGGUUCUGAUAAAUCAUGGGCAUGGAAUGCCAUUGACUACGCAGAUGAAGAACCGAAGCCCGAGCAACUAGCCAUCCGUUUCAAAACCGUAGAUGAGGCAUCAUUUUUUAAGACAAAAUUUGAAGAAGCCCAGAACAUUGUGGAGAAAUCCCAAGAAAAUCAGGUUCAACAAGAGAAGAAAGCAGAGGGUUUAAUACCUUCUAAGCCUUUUGAAACUCUUGCAGAAAAAUUUGCAAUGAAAGAAGGAGAGUGGGAUUGCACUGAAUGCUUUGUGAGAAAUAAAUCAGGGACUGAUCGGUGCUCUUCUUGUCAAAGUGACAAUCCCAGUUCUUCCUCAAAACCAGACAUUCGUGCUGAAAAGGACAUCAAAGUCACUCCCUUUGCUUUUAAAUUUGGGACAGAUGAACCGAAAACCAGUCACUCUGGUCCCCCCUUUUCUGGAUUUGGUGCUUUUGGAAAUUCUUCCUCUUCGUCUUUUACAUUUGGUACAAAUUCUGCCAAACCUGUUGACACACAAAACAGUGCUUUUGGUUCUAUCUUUGGCACUCCACUUGGGAAGAAAGCAGAGCAGUUGGUUUGUGAUUCAUCUUCUACGACAAACGAGGUCUCUGAUGACAGUUGUGUUUCUUGUGAAGCUUCUCAAGGUUCACCUAAAACAACUUCCACUGAACAAAAUGCACCUCCCACAGUCGUCUUACCUGUUCGCAAAAUCUCAGAAUCUUUUGUGAGUACCGGGUUUGGUAACCAAUUUGGAAAUAAACCAGAUCAGUGGGAGUGUGGUGAGUGUUAUAUAAGAAAUGAAGCUAAUGCAAACAAAUGUGUUGCCUGUCAGGCACCAAAUCCGACCGCUAAAAGCACAGUCAGUGCUACUCCAUCAGCUUCUAGCUUUAACUUUGGAGUAAAGACAUCAUCAAGCCAGCCUACUGGAACACCUUUCGGAACAGGCCAAUCAUUUCAGUUUGGUCAAAGCAAAGUUGAAACUUCAGUAUCUUCUUUUAAAUUUGAGAUUCCACAGUCCAACUCAAGUACCACGAGUUCUUCUGGCUUCUCUUUCUCAAUGCCCAUUUCUUCAGGUGGGUUUAAAUUUGGAAUUCAAGGCCCUGCAAACGAUAUUUCACCAACUACUAACUCAACCUCCGCUGAUCAAAUUGUGUCAUCAAGUUCCGCCUCCAGCUUUCUUAAAAGCAUUGCUGAUAAACACAAGGAGAAAGAAAAUGCUUUUACCUCUGACGAAAAGGGCCAUCAAGAGCCUGAGACAAAUCCAUUAAUAUCUGGUAAAACUGAUUCUUUUAGUUUUGCAGACCUGGCAGUAUCAUCUGAAGGAAACUUCCAUUUUGGCCUGGAUGACCCUGAUUUCAAAGGUUUCCGUGGUGCCGGUCAGCAGGUUUUCUCAUCCUUUCAGGCCACACCCACAAAGACAAAUGCCUCAAGUGAGCAGGUAGACGACGACAUGUAUAAAACUGAAGAAAAUGACAAUAUUCAGUUUGAACCAGUCGUUCAAAUGCCUGAGAAAGUUGACCUCGUAACGGGGGAGGAAGACGAAGAGGUCCUUUAUUCACAUCGUGUCAAACUGUUUAGAUUUGAUACAGACAUUGGUCAGUGGAAAGAGCGUGGGGUAGGGAUCCUCAAAUUCUUAAAGAACAACAAUAAUGGUCGGCUUAGAGUUUUGAUGAGAAGAGAGCAAGUUCUGAAGGUGUGUGCCAACCACUGGAUUACGACCACCAUGAAUCUUAAACCACUAGCAGGCUCAGACAAGGCAUGGAUGUGGCUGGCCAACGAUUUCUCUGAUGGAGAUGCGAGACUUGAACAAUUGGCUGCUAAGUUCAAAAGUCCCGAACUUGCUGUGGAAUUUAAAGAGAAGUUUGAAGAAUGUCAGAGACUCCUCUUGGACAUCCCCUUACAAACUCCCCACAAGCUGUUUGACACAGGCAAAACUGCACAUUUGAUUCAGAAAGCCGAGGAAAUGAAAUCCGGUUUUAAGGGCAUGAAAUCCAUUUUUACAGAUGACAAAACAAAAAUCAAAGAUUACAGCCAGGUAGAAAUUCCAGCAUCCUCUAAAAUGACUAGUCUAUUAAUCAAGCCUCACAGUGAAACAACUGGCCCUACUUUAGAGUGGGAUAACUAUGAUCUAAGAGAAGAGGCUCUUGAUGACACAGCUGACUCAUCAGUCUACGCUUCUCCACUCACUAGUAGCCCAUUGAGAAAGAACCUUUUCCGAUUUGGAGAGUCCACGGGUGGCUUCAACUUCAGUUUUCAACCUGGGAUGAGCCCUGCAAAGUCUCCUGCUAUGCUUAAUCAGAGCAGAACCUCAGUUGGUACUGACGAUGAGCAAGAUGCUACCCAGGAUGAGGAGAGAGACAGCCUGUACUUUGAACCUGUAGUUCCCCUGCCGGAUUUGGUUGACAUUUCCACCGGAGAAGAAGACGAACAAGUAGUAUUCAGUCACAGAGCCAAACUGUAUCGAUAUGAUAAAGAAGCGAGUCAGUGGAAAGAGAGAGGUAUCGGAGAUCUCAAAAUCUUACAAAAUUAUAACACGAAACGGGUAAGGUUGAUUAUGAGGCGGGACCAGGUUCUUAAGAUUUGUGCUAACCAGUGGCUCACAGAAACCAUGAAGCUAGAACCAAUGAAGGGUGCAGAGAAGGCCUGGGUGUGGAGUGCAUUGGACUUUGCUGAAGGAGAGGGAAAAGUUGAACAGUUGGCCGUGAGAUUCAAAUUGCAAGAAACCGCGAACACAUUUAAGCAGAUUUUUGACGUGGCCAAGAUCGCUCAGGAGGAAGCAGAACUUAUGAUCCCUGUAUCAUCCAUCACAUCACUGGACAGUGGAGACUCUUUAAAAUCUGCUACUGUUGUCUGUGGGAAGGCAGCAAUUGCUAUUUUGGAAGAGACCACCAAGGAUCGAAGUGAACUCUCAUGUAAUGAGAAACCAUCCCCAUCCCAAAGUCCAGUCAACCCCACCAAAUCAGUGAUGUCACCCCCCAAAUUCGUGUUUGGCUCUGAUGGCCUUCAGAAGAUCUUUGGAAGUCCAAAAUCUCCCUCCGAGAGCGGUGACUGUGAAUCCAGCUUAAAAGCUAAAGAUUCUGGACAUCCUACUAAGGGGGCUGCUGCAUCAACUGCAUUCAAAAUUCCACAUAAAGGGGCUCAACAAGCAGGACUCAAAGCCGAGUCAGAUGAGGACUCUGAACUGGAGGUUGUGUAUGUCAGGGAGCCAACUGCUGAACAAGCUGCUUUAGCCCGGAAAUUACUGCUGCCGCUCACCUUUUUCUGCUACCAGAAUGAACCAGGCUACACCAGUGACAAUCAACCUGAUGAUGAGGACUACGAGUCAGCAGUCAAAGCCUUGAAUGGGAAGCUCUACCCUGAUCCUCCUGAAAGAAAAGUGACCACAUCCGACAAUGAGCCAGACUGCCAGGUGGUCUGGGAGAAAAAACCCACGCCAGAGGAGGAGGAGAAAGCCAAGAGCCUCCAGCUUCCGCCCACGUUCUUCUGUGGCCUGAGCACCACUGACAGUGACCUGGAUCCUGACAAGGCUGAGGAUUUUGACACAGAAGUCCUCAAAGCCCAACAGGAACUGGAUUCCCAGUUGAACAAAGCUGAGGAAGUCUCCAGUCGUCCUGCUGAAGAGCUGACGUCUGCUCCGUCGCCGAGCAGCGCAGAGGUUGUCGGCAGCACGUUCACGGCGCAGGAUGACGUUUCAGAGCAGCCGACAGAAGAGCAGGCAGCUGCUCCCAGCAGCAGCGCUCCCAUCGACUUGUCAACCAAGUCGAGCAGCGAGCCAGAGAAAGUCUCUGUUUCUGCUCCUGCUGCAGCUCUCACAAGCAGCGAGCCAGGGAGAGUCGCUGUUUCUGCUCCUGCUGCAGCUCUCACAAGCAGCGAGCCAGAGAAAGUCUCUGUUUCUGCUCCUGCUGCAGCUCUCACAAGCAGCGAGCCAGAGAAAGUCUCUGUUUCUGCUCCUGCUGCAGCUCUCACAAGUACAGACCUUGCCGGUUUUGGUUUCACCUCAUCAGGAGCCUUCUCUUUUGCUGACCUGGCCAAAAAUACAGAAGGCUAUGCCUUUGGAGCACAAGAUUCCAACUUCUCCUGGGCAAAUGCAGGUGCAGCAGUAUUUGGGGCGGCAGCAUCAAACGGCAAUAACAACCAGGGCGGAAGUGAAGAAGGGGAAGGUCCUGAAAAUGUUGACAUACAUUUUGAACCCAUCGUGUCACUGCCAGAGGUGGAGACGAAGUCUGGAGAGGAGGAUGAAGAAAUCCUUUUCAAGGAGCGUGCCAAACUGUAUCGAUGGGACCGGGAACUGAGCCAGUGGAAGGAGCGUGGGGUCGGCGACCUGAAGAUCCUCUUCCACCCAGCCAAACACUUCUACCGAAUCCUGAUGAGAAGAGAGCAGGUGUUCCGAGUGUGCGCCAACCACAACAUCUCCCCAGCCAUGGAUCUCAAACCCAUGAACACCUCUACUAAUUCGCUAAUCUGGGUGGCUACGGACUACUCGGACGGCGAGGGUUCCAUAGAGCAGCUGGCGGUCAAGUUCAAGACCCCAGAGAUCACGGAAUCCUUCAGGAAGACCUUCUGCGAGUGUCAAAGCCGUUUACGCCAAACGAGCGGAGAUGCCCCGUGUAGCGUCUCACCAAUGAUGUCCAGGAUUCAGGAGCACUCCAGAGACUCCAACCCACAGGUGUUCUUCACCGUGGAGGCCGACAGCCAACCUAUUGGCACCAUCACCAUGGAGCUCUUCUCCCACAUUGUUCCCAAGACGGCAGAAAACUUCAGGGUUCUCUGCACUGGCGAGAAAGGCUUUGGGCUACUGGGCUCCAUUUUCCACCGGGUCAUACCAGACUUCAUGUGUCAGGGAGGCGACAUCACCAACGGUGACGGCACGGGUGGACGGUCCGUCUACGGCGCCAAGUUUGAGGACGAGAACUUUGACGUCCGGCACACAGGUCCGGGCGUGCUGUCCAUGGCCAACCGAGGCCGUGACACCAACAACUCCCAGUUCUUCAUCACGCUGAAAAAGGCCGAGCACCUGGACUUCAAGCACGUGGCUUUUGGCUGGGUGCGACAGGGCAUGGAUGUUGUGCAGCACAUGGGGGAGCUGGGCACCAAGGGAGGCGUCCCCACUAAGAAGCUGAUGAUCAUGGACUGUGGACAGUUGUAGACUUUUACAGGUUUGAAGCUUGCUUUAUGGAAUUAGCUUUCUGUGGUCAUAAGGUGUCAAAAUCAGUUUGCUAAGAAAUUACGGGAGGUGGCACUUUUGAUCGUCUGACAGUAAAAUCUCUAAUGUAAUUGUAUAAUUGUACAUUACCUUUUUUUAAAAGUGUUUUUGUUUUGCAUGCUCUGGUACUCUACACACAUUUUUGAGUAGCACUGUUUCUUUACAGCCGUGCAACUUCCUGUAGAUGGCGCUAGACUGUCAUUUCAUUCUUUGUGCCCUGACACACGUUCACUGAGGUUUAUGUACACCGUCAUUAUGAGAAACAAUAAAGUGUUUUCAUGUAGAUAUUUAA